Messenger RNA from Limanda limanda (common dab), 3797 nucleotides. RefSeq names its product Scm polycomb group protein like 2 (gene scml2). Gene Ontology annotation, cellular component: nucleus. The record is from RefSeq and is a predicted model, not a curated record. The transcript is spliced from 14 exons. Gene Ontology annotation, molecular function: protein binding. NCBI's taxonomy places the organism in Eukaryota, Metazoa, Chordata, Actinopteri, Pleuronectiformes, Pleuronectidae. Gene Ontology annotation, biological process: regulation of DNA-templated transcription. Bases 111 to 2159 code for a protein of 682 amino acids.
CUGCAGCGAACAUGGCGGCUUGCAUCUGAUAGAAAGUGAGGGGAUCUGCUGCUGCUCGCACGUCGGUCUGACUUCACCUCCUCUGCAGCGGCACUUUGACUCUGGUCGUCAUGGGCCGAACUCCACACAGAGAUCAAAAAGAGGAGAAGAAGGAGAGGGGAAGCAGCAUCACAGCAGGCUCUGCCCUCGACAAAUCCAACGAACCGUUCAGCUGGGAAGAUUAUCUGAGACAAACGUCUUCCGUUGCAGCUUCGCCAACAUGCUUCAAACAGUCCAGACUCCCCCCCGCCAACGACUUCAAAGCAGGGAUGAAACUGGAGGCGCGGGACCCUCGCAACUCCAACUCGGUGUGCAUCGCCACGGUGAUGGGCAUGAUGGGCACUCGUCUGCGUCUGCGGCUCGACGGCAGCGACAACACCAACGACUUCUGGCGGCUGAUCGACUCCUCGGACAUCCAGCCAAUAGGAACCUGCGAGAGGAACGGAGACAUGCUGCAGCCCCCCCUGGGUUUCAGGAUGAACGCCUCCUCGUGGCCCAUGUUUCUGCUGCGGACGCUGAGCGGAGCGGAGAUGGCCCCUGCCUCUGCUUUUAAGAAGGAUCCGGCCAGUCCUGUUAAAAACUACUUCCAGCCUGGUAUGAAGCUGGAGGCGGUGGACAGGAAGAACCCCUACUUGAUUUGUCCUGCCACAGUGGGAGAGGUCAGGGGUCAGGAGAUUUUCGUCAUGUUUGACGGCUGGCGAGGCGCCUUCGACUACUGGUGCCCCUUCGACUCCAGAGACAUCUUCCCGGUCGGCUGGUGUUCUCUGACGAAGCACAGCAUCCAGCCGCCCGGAAACUACUUUACCCUCCCUGGCGCGCUCCUUGCCCCGGCUUCUUCCACCUCUGCCUCCCUCACGACACGUCGCUCCUCGUCCACCUCCUCCUCCUCCAUGCAGACCUCCUACCGACUGCCCAACCCCUUGCCGCCCCUCCCCGUUCGAAAGGGUGUCCGAGGUCGCCGUCCCAAAUCCCAGACUAUUGCUUUGUUGAAGGCAGCGGCCGAGGCGGCGGCGGCAGCGGCAGCAGUAAAUGGGGCGCCGCAGAACCCUGCCAGGACUGAGACUCAACUGGCCCCCAGACCACACAAGAAGAGAGGGCCCAAGCCCAAGAAGAAGCCUCGGGUGGAGCAGUCCCUGGGGUCAUCAUCAGUCACAGCUCCGCCUCCAGAGACCAGGCUGAGCUCCAGCCACGUCUCCGCCGACAACAGCAACCAUAGCAACAGCUCAAAUGUAGUUUGCACAGUUUGUGUCUACGUGAACAAGCACGGGGACUACGGCCCGAACCUCGACCGGAAGCUCGUGCAGCAGCUGCCGGAUCACUUCGGCCCGGCUCCAGUCAACGCCGUGCUGCAGCAAGCGGUCCAGGCCUGCGUGGACUGUACGUACCAGCCGUCAGUGCUGCUGUCCUUCCUGCAGAGCCAGUCCCACACGGGAGGAGAGGUCAUCAGAGUGCGGUCAGAGCAUGGUAUCCGCUACGUGAAGCUGCCCUCCGUCUCCAGUGCAUCGUCGGUGCUGCGCUUCCUGGAGAACAUGUGCCAACAUCUGGAGAGCGACAGUCUGUUCAGCUCGCAGCCGUUCAGCCCCUUCAACAACAACACGCGCUUCUACAACAAGACCAAAUCAGAACCGCCUUCCCACGCUGAAAACGGCCUGCGCAAAGAUGACUCGACGAACGAUCCCAUCCCCAGCCCCCGCUCCAUUCACGCCGCAUCGGACUACAGAGCGACCAAGAAGGAGCGGCCAUAUUACCCUGGACACACCCACACGCCGCCGCCGCCACUUCGACGCGUCAGCUCCAACCCGGCUGAGCUGGAUCCGAUGUGUGCACACAGACGAGUGGAGGCGAGCUCAACAACAGGACCAGAACACUUGAAACAGGACAAGGACGGUUCAGGGAGCAACGCCUCUUCCUGGUCGGUGGAUGAUGUCAUCCGGUUCGUCCAAGAGGCAGAUCCCCAAACUCUGGGCCCACACGUCGAACUGUUUAGGAAACAUGAGAUUGAUGGCAAGGCUCUGAUGCUGCUGCGCAGUGAUGUCAUCAUGAAGUACAUGGGACUGAAGCUCGGCCCGGCGCUCAAACUCUGUCAUCACAUCGAGAAGCUGAAACAGACCAAGCAGUAGACGACAGAGACUCGUUCUUCUCUCACUGGCAACCGAACACACAGACAUGUAUUAUUCUGCAGGGACGUGAUGCAGUGAUCAUCCACCUCAACCAGGACGAAGCCGCCGCUGAGAACGCCGCGAUCACGUCCUCUGGACUUCUUAUGAAUUUGGGGAUUUUAGCAGACUGCCUGGAGUUAAGGAUUUACACACGGUGGGGAUUUUAUGAGCGGAUUUAACUACUUUUUGGCCAAAUAGACAAAUAAUUACUCAAAGAUUACAGCUUUGAUACCUUUGAAAAAUAAGUUAGAUCUUAAAUCUGGAGAAAUAAAUAUUGCAUAAAGUCAAAUUUAACAGUUAUCAACAAUAGUAAUUACUGCAGCCAUGAGAGGAACAAUAUUUAUUAAUGGAAACAUCUUUCACAUUAUGACCGAUACUCAACACACAAGUAGUAUCAGUUCAUCUGACCACAGAUAUCAUUAAUGUAUUAGUUCAUGUUUUUUGCCUUAUUAUGAACUGGAGGCCAUAAUUGAUCAGUUAAGUUACCUCUACAUUGCCACUGUUACACAAACACGUUGCUGUCACUGUAUUUUCCCCCUGCUCUGCACUGGAGACUGUAUAAGGCAGAGUUCAGGUACUGUCAGUGAACGUCUCACUGCGUCAUCCCUCACAACCUUCAACAUCGGUCUCUGUUACAGUCAGAUUUCAUUUAUGCAAGUCAGUGAAUGUAUGCUGUCCCGAGUGUCGUAACUAACAGGUUCUACAACCAGGAAGGCUCAGCUCUGUGGAGAAGCGUUGGAGGUUUUUAUUCCUUGUUCCCUGAAGUCACCGUCCUCAAAUGACUCAGCUGUUUUUUUCGACAAAGAUCAGAAGUGAACUCUUUGCACCUCUGUUUAUUUAAACUGUUUAAGUUUUACUUCAGAGGAAAAACCUUCCAUCACUUGUGAUUCUGCGGCGCGGAAAACUGAAGAGUUGCUUUCUCUUUUAUUUGUCACGUGCUGGAAGUUGGACGAUCAUAUCUGAUUGAAGUCGGGCGGUUUCAGCUUGAGCACUGAUGAUUGUAUUAUGCUUUGACAGACAGACACAUGUACAAUGACUGGAAUACUGUAAGUGUUUUGACAUUGACAUAAAGGCGAGGCCCUUGAGUGUCAAGUUUUCCUGAACGAGUAAAUGACGGACAACCUGUUUUGUAUAAAGUCAAGCCAAAAGGUUGUUUUUUGAUAUCAUUUUGUACUGUAACAAAGUGUAUCAACCUGUAUCAAACUAAAGUGUAAUCAUUCUUUUUCUGCCUGAGAUAGUUUUUGUGUGCACCAUCAAAUAACUACUUACAGGGCUACGUUGUGUCCGAGUAAUUAUUCACACGUCUCAAAGUAUUUAUCUGUUGUCAGCGGCAGAAAUACUGAUUUUCUGAACAUUUCAGAACCAUUUUUCAAACCAAAUCAUGUUUAAUGUAGCUGCAUUUCACUCGUUCGCUCUCCUGUCGUGGAGUCAAGUCCACACUUGAAACCAUCUUGCUUUAAAUUUUAAACUCAGGUUUUAGUCGGGGGUUGAUUCUUAGAAUAUGUUUUACAUCAUUUGCAGUUUGUGUUCAUGCGACUGCACAAUAAUCAAUUGUGUAUAUUUUCAUGCUUUGUCAUCUAUCAACCCGCAGCAUUUCAU